Centropristis striata (black sea bass) is the source of this 1711-nucleotide messenger RNA. Its product is annotated as excitatory amino acid transporter 3-like. Gene Ontology annotation, molecular function: glutamate:sodium symporter activity; L-glutamate transmembrane transporter activity; L-cysteine transmembrane transporter activity. Gene Ontology annotation, cellular component: plasma membrane. Gene Ontology annotation, biological process: L-glutamate transmembrane transport. The record is from RefSeq and is a predicted model, not a curated record. The transcript has 13 exons. The coding region runs from base 188 to 1603 and encodes 471 amino acids. Lineage: Eukaryota; Metazoa; Chordata; Actinopteri; Perciformes; Serranidae.
AAUUAAUUACUAGGUGACGUGAUUCUUAUCAGUGUUUGGUUUUGAACAGAAACAUCAGAAGGUGUAUCUUGGUGAGUUAUGGUAACAACAUAGCCCACUCAUAAAGAUCAUCAUGGUUAAACUUAAUCAAAUGUUUUGAUAGUUAACGCUAGCUAAUGUUAUAUUUAGUUAGUUAAAGUGUCUAAAAAUGAAGGAAUACUUGAACUACGUUGUCCAGAAUAGACUUCUGGUUUUCAGCCUGGCAGCUGUUGGCCUGGGGAUUGCUUUUGGCUUGAUUGUCAAGACCUAUGUCCCUCUUUCACAUGUUGACAACCUCACUUACGUCAUGGCCUUCCCAGGAGAAAUCCUCAUGCAGAUGUUCCAGCUACUUACCAUUCCUAUCAUUGUGACAAGUCUGGUUAGGGGACUGUCUACUGGACCGAGCAUUGAGACCUCACCAAAAAUAGCCAAGGGUGCAGCAGUGUACUUUAUCUUCACGACUCUGAUGUCUGUGAGUUUAGGAUUAGUAUUGGUUCUGCUGUUGAAGCCUGGGGUGUCUCAUACUGCUGACCACGACGAGGCAGAAGAUGAGAAACAGUUCUGCACUAUUUAUGACAUAUUGGACCUUCUAAGAAACAUCAUGCCACCGAAUCUGGUUCAGGCUAGCUACCAACAGUACAAGACUGAGAAGCAGGAGUUUGAAAGUCACGCAGUCGAGUCAAAUUCUAGCCAUGAAUCGAAUGAAACUGAGCUGCACCUGGUGGGUGAAUAUGUUGAUGGGACCAACACGCUGGGUCUCAUUAUAUGCUCCGUUGUUACUGGACUGGCCCUCAAGACGAUGGGAGAAAGUGGGGAAAUUCUCCUGGACGUCUUUACCACCCUUAACGAGAUCACAAAAUACGUGGUCAACUUGAUUCUGUGGUACGUGCCAUUUGGAUUGCUGUUCUUGAUAACAAACCAUGUUGUUGGGGCUCACGACUGGAACACUGCCUACAGUCUGGUGAAGUUCAUGGCUUUGGUUGUUAUUGGGCUCAUAAUCCAUGGAGCAAUAGUUCUACCAACGAUCUAUCUCCUGUUGGUGAGACGAAGCCCCUGGCCCGUCAUUAAGGGGGUAUCUCCUGCCUUAAUGAGCGCAGUACGCCUCUCGUCCAGCUCUGCCACACUGCCGCUCAUCCUACAAUGCUGUGAGGAGAGAAACAGGAUCGACCGCAGAAUCACCCGCUUCAUGCUGCCUAUCGGGGCCAACGUCAACAUGGACGGAACUGCCCUAUACGCGGUGAUGGCAGCAGUUUUCAUUGCUCAACUCAACGACAUCACUCUGGACCUGAGCCAGACACUCACCAUUGGAGCGACAUCAGCCCUCUCCACCACAGGAACAGCAGGGCUGCCGUCGACAGGAGCAGUGACCACAUUCUUUAUCUUGUCUGCAGCCAGUUUACCUGCGAAAGAAGCGUGCAUCUUGGUGCUUGUAGAAUGGCUGCUAGACCACUGCAACACCGGUGUCGAUGUUUUGGGAGACUGCAUCGGCGUGGCACUUGUCCACCAUCUGUCCGGAUAUAAACUGGAAGAAAUGGAAGGAGAAAAUCAGGACAUGGCAAGGACGGGUACCAUCCAGGAACCAUAGGACCAUUCCAGCACUUCCUUUCAGUCCGCUUAAAGCCGGCCACCACUAUAAUCACUCCAAGUUAUUUUACUUUUUUGUGUGACAAUAAAUAAAUAAUAUGAAGCUACA